Messenger RNA from Linum tenue, 681 nucleotides. Lineage: Eukaryota; Viridiplantae; Streptophyta; Magnoliopsida; Malpighiales; Linaceae. The record is from the annotation of a GenBank genome assembly.
CUUUUAUAUGGUCACGGCCUGCUUCUGUUUUGCUUAACUCACUGAGGGAGCUGAAACCUAAAGAAUUGUAUUUGUUCCUUUUAGGUAGCAACUGCUAGUCAAUUCUUUAUUUCCUACACAAUUCGAACCUUUGGUGCUCUUGCAUUCGCUGCCAUAAUGACAACAAGACAGCUGGCGAGCAUCUUGCUCUCAUGUGUGUGGUUCUCUCACCCUCUUAGUUGGGAGCAAGCGAUCGGAUCUGUUAUCGUCUUUGGUUCUUUAUACGCAAAGAACUUGUGGAAAAGUGCACCUCCAAAGCCUCCACCACAGCAGCCUUCUGGACCUGAACUAGUAGAAGAAGGCGCUUCCAGUACCGUUAAGCAAUAACCCCCUGACAGUUUGAUGCCCGGCUCUUCUCGUACCUCGUACGAACUAAUCUUAGUGCCAGAAUGAUGAUUUACAGUAGGACAGUAGGGAGCGGUAUGAGAUCCCCCAAUUUUCGGCUUGAAAAAAUAACUGAUGAGAUCGAACAGAGAGGUUCGGAGCCCAAGUGGAUGUAUGAUCCGGUUAGGUUAUACAACUGCUUUAAUUUUCUUCUGUUUCAACACUUCUUCUAUUCAUUCCCUUGAUCUUGUCUGUCAAGAGCUACAUUCGAAUAGAGGAUUUAUAUAACGUGUGAUUUUGGUAAAUAAAAUUCCUAAG